Molecule: messenger RNA, 1701 nt
Organism: Debaryomyces fabryi
Lineage: Eukaryota; Fungi; Ascomycota; Pichiomycetes; Serinales; Debaryomycetaceae
Gene: RAD57
Product: putative DNA-dependent ATPase
Exons: 1
Coding region: 1-1701 (566 amino acids)
Biological process (GO): DNA recombinase assembly; DNA repair; mitotic recombination
Molecular function (GO): DNA strand exchange activity; ATP binding; ATP hydrolysis activity
Source: RefSeq, a predicted model, not a curated record
AUGGAUAUAUUCAAACAACUCUCUCCCAAUGAUGUUAAUAUUGGGAAUAAUUUUGCUACGCUCACUUCAGCAAUAGAGGCAAAUGGACUAACAGUUGUUGAUCUUUUGUCUUCGAUUCAUUUGUCAUCAAGCUCGAACCUCCCUCAACUAUCUAAGAGAUUGGGCAGAUCAAUUAGAGAAGUGGAGGAAUUUUUGAAUAUCUUGAAGAAUGAAUGUAUUGAAGCAUCAACUCAAUGUUGUUUGAAAGACAGAUUCGGUGAGAAGCAUAUACAAGAUCAUUUUAUACUGACUGGCCUUGAAACUUUGGAUCGACAAUUGAAUGGGGGAAUUCCAUUAGGUGAAAUAACUGAAAUAUUUGGAGCAAGUGGCUGUGGAAAGUCACAGUUUCUUCUUCAGCUAUCCAUAUAUACACAAUUGUUUGGCGAUCCGCAGAAUAAUCAAUGCAUUUAUAUUUCGACUGAAUCUCCAUUAGAAACAAGACGACUUCAGGACAUGAUAGACCAUCACAAUUCCAAGUCGGAUAAAAAAGUUCUGAUGGAUAAUAUUUCUUGCAUUUACUGCCAGGAUAUUGAAAAUCAAGACCAUACCCUUUUCACACAAUUACCGGUGAAGCUAUCUCAGGAGAAAGGUAAAGUACGAACCAUUAUAAUUGAUAGCAUAUCUCAUCACCUAAGGAUGGAAGAAGCUGUAACAAACACAAGCUACAUAAAUGAUCAUAUAAAGGCACAAGAGGAAGCUUUGACUGAUUGUAAAGAAUAUACAGAAGUUAAAGCCAAGCUUGACCAGCAAGUUAAAGCAUUUUUUAAGUCCACACCCAAAUAUCAAAAUAGAAUUGCAAGAACACAAUACUUGAUGUUGUUGCAUCGUCACCUAUUAUCUAUUGCCAAAGAUAAUAAUAUUGCUGUCAUUACAGCCAACCAGGUGAGUGAUUAUCCCGAGAAUAUUAAAGACUUAAGUGGCUAUGAAUAUGCAGACGAUAGCCUUAAUCUUGAAUACCAGUUGGGUCAAUAUUCGGGUUGGGACAACAAAUCAAUAUUUAAACAUCAACAGCUUUUCCUGCAAAGCAAAGAAUUAAUCAGCUCUAAGGAGUCCGAAUUAGCUUAUUACGAACUUCUGAGAUCUAUAGAUCAGAUCAACAAUCUAAACAAACGGCAAAAGACAGGAAUACAUCUAAACGAAUCAGAAAUAGACCCCCGGUACCAUAAGCAUAACAACUCUUCGGUUAUUGAUGAUCAAUAUUCUAACCAAGAAGACCUUAUUGAUAAGCUACAUAAGUUAGAAAACUGUGAUACUAAGAAAAUUGUGCCCACUCUUGGUUAUCAAUGGGGAAAAAAUAUGGUUUCUCGUUUAAUGCUCAUGAAAACGUAUAGACCCCUACUCAAAGAUAAGGCUAUUCUUGCAGAUACAUAUCAGCCAGUUGAUCCAGAAUCAAGAUUAACCUACGAUUCUUUGUGUGAGGGCUUUAACUUACCAACCCAAACUGAAGGAAGCAUGAAACGUAAAGCUGACAACGACAAUCCUGAAAACAAACAAAAAAAUAACACUAUUUAUGGUGUCGAAUCGCUUAUAGAUGGAUGGUCUGUUGAAAGAUAUGUAAAGGUAGUAGCAUCCCCGUACGACCUGGUAAGUCUGAAUGGUGUGUUCAAUGAAAAUCGUAAAAUUCCUUUCCAAAUAACUACAAAUGGAAUCACUCAAAUAUAA